Messenger RNA from Lodderomyces jiufengensis, 1341 nucleotides. RefSeq names its product bifunctional AAA family ATPase chaperone/translocase. Gene Ontology annotation, molecular function: ATP hydrolysis activity; ATP binding. Lineage: Eukaryota; Fungi; Ascomycota; Pichiomycetes; Serinales; Debaryomycetaceae. Bases 1 to 1341 code for a protein of 446 amino acids. Gene Ontology annotation, cellular component: mitochondrial inner membrane. The record is from RefSeq and is a predicted model, not a curated record. The transcript has a single exon. Gene Ontology annotation, biological process: protein insertion into mitochondrial inner membrane from matrix; mitochondrial respiratory chain complex III assembly.
AUGUCAUCACCUCAACCACCAUCUAUAGACUUUGAAAAAAUAAAAGCCAAAUCAGAUGGAUCAAUCACUGGCCUAGUAUCAUCUUCUUUUCAAGAAGUUAUACAAAAUAAUCCAUAUUUUGCAGCAGGUGGAGGAUUAAUGUUAUUAGGUACAGGAUUAGCAUUAGCAAGAUCAGGAAUUGUAAAAAGUUCAGGGUUUUUAUAUAGACAAAUGUUAGUUGAUUUAGAGAUACCGUCAAAGGAUAAAUCUUAUUUAUGGUUUUUAGAAUGGAUGUCAAAACAUAAAAAAAGAAGUUCAAGACAUUUAUCUGUUGAGACUAAUGUUAUAACUCAUGAUAAUGGAGCUAUAAGUACCAACUUUUCAUUGGUUCCUGGACCUGGGAAACAUUUAAUACGGUACAAAGGGGCAUUUAUGUUAGUUAAUCGUGAAAGAUCAGGGAAAUUACUAGAUAUGACUAAUGGUACACCUUUUGAAACAGUUACUUUAACCACGUUAUACAGAGAUAGAUAUUUGUUUAAUGAUUUAUUAUAUGAAGCGAAAGCAAUGGCAUUAAAAGCAAGAGAAGGUAAAACAGUUAUAUUCACAUCUUGGGGUCCAGAGUGGAGACCAUUUGGUCAACCAAGAUCGAAAAGGUUAAUUGGAUCAGUUAUAUUAGAUGAAGGAAUAGCAGAUACAAUAUUAAAUGAUGUAAAAGAUUUCUUAGUUAGUGGAGAAUGGUAUCAUAAAAGAGGUAUACCGUAUAGAAGAGGUUAUUUAUUAUAUGGACCACCAGGUUCGGGAAAAACUUCUUUCAUACAAGCAUUAGCUGGAGAAUUAGAUUAUAAUAUUUGUAUAUUAAAUUUAUCAGAAAAUAAUUUAACUGAUGAUAGAUUGAAUCAUUUAAUGAAUCAUAUACCUAAUAGAUCAAUAUUGUUGCUAGAAGAUGUUGACGCUGCUUUUAACAAGAAAAGAGAACAAUCAAAUGAUCAAGGUUUUAAUAAUGGAGUUACUUUUUCAGGUUUAUUAAAUGCAUUAGAUGGAGUAGCAAGUGCAGAAGAGUGUAUAACUUUUAUGACAACGAAUCACCCUGAAAGAUUAGACCCUGCAUUAUUAAGACCAGGUAGAGUUGAUUUUAAAGUGUUAAUAAAUAAUGCAACAGAAUAUCAAAUACGCAAGAUGUUUUUAAGGUUUUAUGAAAAUGAAGAUAAAUUAUGUGAAGAAUUUAUUGCAAAAUUUAGAAAAUUAAACCUAAAAAAUAUAAGUACUGCUCAACUACAAGGAUUAUUUGUUUAUAAUAAAAGAGAUCCAAAAGCUUCUAUCGAUAUGAUUGAAACUUUACAAGAUCCUAACACGGUAUUUUAA